AAUGGGUGUCCGUGGGAUAAAGCCACAACUAGAGUAGCUGCAUCAGGAGGCUAUUUAGACUGCUUGAUUUAUGCUCAUGAAAAUGGAUGUAACUGGGAUAAAGAUAUCACAGCAGCAGCAGCUAUGUUUGGUAAUUUGGAUUGUUUAAAAUAUGCCCGUAAACGUGGAUGUAUUUGGGUAAAAGGUACAAUGAGAGUGGUUGCAUCGAAUGGACAUUUAGACUGCAUUAAAUAUGCCCAUGAAAAUGGUUGUGACUGGGACGAAGGCACAACAAGGGAAGCUGCUGCUAGUGGUUAUAUUGACAUUUUGGUAUAUGCACAUAGAAAUGGAUGUAAUUGGGACGAAGGGACAAUUAGUGGAGCUGCUGCAAAUGGUCAUUUAGACUGUCUAAAAUAUAGUCAUUUAAAUGGGUGUGUGUGGGACGAAGGGACAACAAGACUUGCUGCUGCAAAUGGCCAAUUUGAUUGCAUAAAAUUUGCCCAUGAAAAUUAUUGUCCGUGGAGUAGAGGUACCAUUUAUGAAGCUACUCAAAAUGAUUAUCAAAAUAUAAUUGAUUAUGUCACUGAAAAUGGCUGCCUUAAUUAAUUUUCUGUUGAAAUAUAAUUUUUAUUUAUUUAUGUUGGCUAUUAUUACAUUAUUUUUCAAAUAAAUUAACUUGAAUUUUUAUUUAUAUCUGAGAGGGUAAUGAUUUUCAUAAAAGCAUUUUUGACAGUUUACUUUCUUAAGAAAUAAUAUUUUUGGAUGUAUUACCAAAAAUAAUAUGUUGUAUCAUCUGUAAUUUUAACAUAAAAUUUGUUUGAUAAAAUUUUCUCAACUGUAAGAAUAAUUUUUCCAGAAUACCAUCACCAAACUUUCAUUAAAAAAAGGAAAUUUGAA
Messenger RNA from Daktulosphaira vitifoliae (grape phylloxera), 876 nucleotides. RefSeq lists its product as uncharacterized. The transcript has a single exon. The coding region runs from base 124 to 585 and encodes 153 amino acids. Lineage: Eukaryota; Metazoa; Arthropoda; Insecta; Hemiptera; Phylloxeridae. The record is from RefSeq and is a predicted model, not a curated record.